Molecule: messenger RNA, 2392 nt
Organism: Austrofundulus limnaeus
Lineage: Eukaryota; Metazoa; Chordata; Actinopteri; Cyprinodontiformes; Rivulidae
Product: histone deacetylase 10
Exons: 19
Coding region: 158-2167 (669 amino acids)
Biological process (GO): epigenetic regulation of gene expression
Molecular function (GO): deacetylase activity
Source: RefSeq, a predicted model, not a curated record
UCUGCUGCAAAGGAAGUCCAUCGUGAUCUUAGGGCUUUGUUAGGUUGUUGUGUUGCAUGGUUUUCGAUUUUUAAUUUAUCAAACUCUGAAGUCUUUUUAACAAAUAAAGUAAACAAAGAAAUAUUCCUAACCACUCACCUUUGCUUUUUGAAUCAUAAUGGGAACAGCCCUGAUUUGUGAUGAAGAGAUGACCAAAUACAAACUACUCUGGAUUGAUCCAGCAUGUAAAAUCGAAGUACCUGAGCGUCUGACAGUGAGUUACGAAGCUUUGGUCAGGAAUGCACUCGCCGAUCGCUGCGUCUCUGUUCCUGUCCGUGAGGCCACGGACGCAGAGAUUCUGCUGGUCCACAGUGAGGAGUACCUGGAGGCAGUGAAAAAGACUCCUUAUAUGACUCUGGAGGACCUGAAGGAAUUCACCCGUCAGUACGGAGACGUCUACUUCCACCCUAACAUUUAUCACUGUGCCAAGCUGGCUGCAGGCUCUGCGCUGCAGCUGGUGGACCAUGUUGUGACUGGGCGGGUCAGGAAUGGGAUGGCUCUAGUCAGACCACCAGGACACCACAGUCAGCACAGUGCUGCAAAUGGUUUCUGUGUUUUCAACAAUGUGGCCAUUGCAGCUCGAUAUGCAAAACAGAAAUAUGGAGUCAAAAGGGUGCUGAUCGUGGACUGGGACAUACAUCAUGGCCAAGGAGUGCAGUAUUGCUUUGAAGAUGAUCCAAACGUUCUGUAUUUCUCUUGGCACCGCUAUGAACAUGGGAGAUUUUGGCCUCAGCUCAGAGAGUCGGACUACGACAGCGUUGGCAAAGAGAGGGGAGCAGGGUUUAACAUCAACGUGCCGUGGAACCAGGUGGGAAUGGAGAACAGUGACUAUCUUUCUGUCUUCUGCCACCUUCUACUGCCAGUUGCAUAUGAGUUUUGUCCAGACCUGGUCUUGGUGUGUGCAGGUUUUGAUUCAGCCAUCGGAGAUCCAGAGGGUGAAAUGUGCGCCACUCCAGAAAUCUUUGCCCACCUGACUCACCUCCUGAUGAACCUCGCUGCAGGGAAACUGUGUGUUGUUCUGGAGGGAGGGUACAACUUGACUUCCCUCGCUCAGUCUGUGUGUCAGACAGUUCACACGUUACUGGGAGAUCCUCUGCCUCAGCUGGCUGAUCUCAGCUGUCCCUGCAGAAGCUCACUCGAGUCUCUUCAGUGUUCCCGAUCUGCUCACAGGCAGUACUGGUCCUGCCUCAAACAUGCAGCCGCUCUGCCUCCUGCUGAAAUUAGCACCAAAUGUAUUAAAGUAGCAGAAGAUGAAGCAAAGACAGAACUGGGAGAGGAAGAAAAAAGCUCAGAGGAGAAAAUUUGGCCUGAACCUCCUGAGCGUUUCUCUCCUCCUGUUCGUUGUGCUUCGGUUCUUCCUGAUGAUGCAACUUGUCCUGACGGAUGUAAACUCCUCAGCACCAACCAGGAUGUCGACAAACUGAGGGAUGAUUGUAUCAAAAAUUCAGAUGACCAUGAUCUCUCUGGAAUUAUCUCUCUGGUGGAGAAAAUGGUGCAGAAUGAGAUCCGCAGUGGUUUGGUGCUGGUUUCUGAUGUCACUGUGGCGAUGACGUGUGUUGUUCAGCACAUCACAUCUGAUGUCAUCAACCGGGUUUUGAUCGUGUGUGUCGGCAAUGGAAUGAUUCCCGGUCACAUCACUGAAGAUGGGAGAACACUUGUGUUUCAGAUCAGCAGUGACCACUUGGAUGAACAAAAGAGCAAAUAUUAUAUUCCAGUGUGUUUGAAGAAGGGCUGCAGUGACACGUCAGGGUUCAUGCACGCAGUUUUUGGUCUCCUUUUACCUCUGGGCUACGAGUACAACCCAGACCUUGUUCUUUUGGUUCGGAUGCCAGACAGUAAAGUGUGCGACGCCGUGUGGCAACAGCUAACUGGUCUCCUGCAGAGCUUCGCUAAAGGACACACACUGGUCCUAAUGCAGGAGAAUGACAAAGCCAGUGUGGGUCCUACAGCUUCCAUCCUCCUCGGGGACCCUGCAGCCCCUCUAGAAAGCCUUCAGGCCCCAAACCCAGAGGAUCUAAAUGCUGUGGAGCAGCUGAGAGACAGGCUGCAGCUGAACUGGAAGCUCCUGCAGACAACAAGUGAAUGCACGGCAGCAGUUUGUCAGCAGGCCAUAUCAUUUAUGAAAUGAAAAACAGCAAAUCCAAAAUAUACUGUAAUGUUUUCUAAAAGUUGUUUUCUGAAAUUGUUCAACUCGUGUUUUCUCUGGAAGGUCUGAUUAAAAAAACAACAACAAAAAGAUUAUUUUGAUACAUAGGAAUGUAUUUUUUCAUUUUUUUGCAGCUUUUUUUGUAUUUAGAAUGAACUUGUAAAGAUUGCUCACGCUUUCAUGAAAUAAACUGUACAGAACUGUUAA